This is a messenger RNA of Pelobates fuscus (common spadefoot toad), 830 nucleotides long. It is a transcript of the gene GPX4, whose product is annotated as glutathione peroxidase 4. Gene Ontology annotation, molecular function: phospholipid-hydroperoxide glutathione peroxidase activity; glutathione peroxidase activity. The record is from RefSeq and is a predicted model, not a curated record. Gene Ontology annotation, cellular component: nucleus; mitochondrion. Gene Ontology annotation, biological process: response to oxidative stress. Lineage: Eukaryota; Metazoa; Chordata; Amphibia; Anura; Pelobatidae. The transcript has 7 exons.
GGCUGAGCUGCUGUUCGGGAAGGCGGGGCCAAGUAUGGCCAUGUUUAGAGUCACGCGCUGCAGUGCUGCGAGGUCAGUGUUGCUCGGGGCCGUCUUCACGGGAGUGUUCGGCGUCAGAACUAUGAGUGCUCACGUAGACUGGAAGACCGCUAAGACGAUAUAUGAGUUUUCUGCUAAAGACAUUGAUGGCAACGAUGUAUCCCUCGAGAAAUACAGGGGCUAUGUCUGUGUUAUUGUCAACGUAGCCUCUAAAUGAGGCAAAACCCCUGUAAACUACACUCAGCUUGUCAAUCUUCACGCCAACUAUGCUGAGAAAGGUUUACGCAUCCUUGGGUUUCCCUGCAACCAGUUUGGAAAACAGGAACCUGGAGAUGAAGCUCAAAUAAAAGACUUUGCUGCAUCCUACAAAGUUGAAUUUGAUAUGUUUAGUAAGAUUGAAGUAAACGGAGAUGGUGCCCACCCUCUGUGGAAGUGGUUGAAGGACCAACCGAAAGGGAGAGGUACUCUUGGGAAUGCCAUCAAAUGGAACUUCACCAAGUUUCUCAUUAAUCGUGAGGGUCUUGUGGUGAAGAGAUUCAGCCCUAUGGAUGAUCCAGUUGUCAUCGAGAAGGAUCUUCCCGACUACCUUUAGGAUGGAUCCUUGUACCCAGUGUCUGACAGAAAGAUCUUUGGUUUCCAGUCCAGAUAAUGAUGGUAUGCCUCAAAACCGUCAGGGGGAGGCAGACCAGAUGGUGUAUUGGCGUGCACCCCUGGAUGGGAAACUUGUGCUCCACUGUACAGAAACUGUUCUACAGACAAAAGCAUCAAUAAUAAAGUUCUAUUUAAACCUA